AUGACCAUAACUUUCUCGGAACUGAUGAGCCAGUAUAAUAGGUACCAAAAGACCAUCGUAAAGCCAUUGUUCGUCGUUCUCCUCGACACUGGAGAAGCCAUGAGUGAAUUUGUUAAAGCGACAAGGAAUAUAAAGCCUAUUUCUUUUCCCACCUGGUUCGUGAUGUUCCUUCAGCAUCCUGGGAAUCCGCUCGAGAAGUACUGCAAACAUCCCACGGAUAACGUGUUCAACGUGGAUUUCAGCACUCUCAUGCUGGUACAGUGCUACGAUCAUCCGAUCCUGGUCGAGUGGUACGCUAUUCGUGAUAAUCACACCAGAACGUUCGAACUAGCCACGUGGACCGCUGAUAAAGGUUUAAUUUUGAGGACGCAGAAAAGCCUCUACGCUAGACGGAACGAUAUGUUUGGUGACGUUAUGCGAGUGGCGUACGUGGGUGAGUCGCCAUUUUUCUUGAUAACAAACGGCACGACCGACGGAUUUCUCGGGCUGCUGAUGAAAGAACUCAGUAAAAUGAUGAAUUUCACAAUGAAGAUUCUGGAUCCGGUUGAAGCGUAUGGUAGCUGGAGCCAUACACAGAAUAUGUGGACCGGUGUGAUCGGUCAGCUGGUAUCCGAUGAGGCCGACAUUGGCGUCACUGAAUUCACCAUUACGUCUGACAGAUUAAAUGUCGUCGAUUUCACAUUGCCGUUGAUGCACUCGCGAAAUCGCAUCUAUUUCAAACAACCCAGCAGUUCUGACGUACAAUGGUCUGGAUACUUCAAGGCAUUUAGCCUUGAGAUUUGGAUAACGCUGGUAACCAUAAUAACAGCCGCUUCUAUUCUAUUAACUGUUAUAAAAGCAAAAGGAUUCUCGAUAAACGUAAUAUCAGAGAGUUAUAUUAAUGUUUGGGGCAUUUAUUGCCAGCAGGGUUUGUCAGAAUUUCCUAAUAAAUCGUCAAUGAGAUUAGCUUUUUUCUCUAUCUUCUUCUCAUCGUUGAUAAUUAUAUCCGCCUAUUCCGCCUCGUUGAUCAGCUUCCUGGCGUUCACUACGGCCAGCUUGCCUUUCUCCAAUCUGGAGGGCUACGUUAACGAUGGUUCUUAUAAAUUAAUCGUUGUGAAAAACAGUGCCGAGUAUGAUAUGCGUAAAAGUACUUAUAUCAAAGACCCUGUCUUUCGAAAAAUAUACGAAUUGAUGGAAAAUGAGGAGGAAUUGCCGUUAACAUUAUCCGAUGCAUUCAAACAACUAUGCGGACAGAAGAAAUAUGCGUAUUAUACAUCGGAAAUAUACAUAAACAGUAUGAGCAUUCAUCUGCCAUGUAAAUUCGUACAGAUAGAAAGCGGAAAUACUGAUAGUUUGGCAUUAGCUUUAACAAAGGGAAAUCCUUACAUCGGCUUAAUAAAUUAUUACCUGCGGCAAUUUCGGGACAACGGUGUCAUGAAAAAAUUGAAAAAUGGGUAUCUCUCAAAGAACAAUGCACCGAUGACUAACUACGACGCGGUCAAUUUAAAGGAUAUAACGCCGACUCUGACGUGAUAUUAUAAUGUCAGCAACAAUGAUACGGACGCAUUCUUAAUAACUGGUAACGCAUGCAUUUUUC
This is a messenger RNA of Linepithema humile (Argentine ant), 1576 nucleotides long. Lineage: Eukaryota; Metazoa; Arthropoda; Insecta; Hymenoptera; Formicidae. The record is from RefSeq and is a predicted model, not a curated record.